Molecule: messenger RNA, 462 nt
Organism: Mesorhabditis spiculigera
Lineage: Eukaryota; Metazoa; Nematoda; Chromadorea; Rhabditida; Rhabditidae
Source: the annotation of a GenBank genome assembly
AUGUUCAAUUAUUGGAACAUAUUUUUGAGAGACCUGACCAGAAACAAGGAUAAGAACUCCACAUUUAUUCAAUGGCACGGUAUGAAAGAGGAAAGUUGCCCUGGUUCUGAUGCGUUCGUAAGUGCAGGCGCCAAUCCUACAGCCACGUUGUAUCUCAAUCAGUCGUCUAUACCGAAUCGGAUUACCCGUGCGGUGCGGACUGUCUCAAAGUUACUGAAGGCCAAUACGCCAAGAGAGGAUAAGAAAUGUAGACUUGUCGCAGAGACAAACGUUUUUGGGCGAUACAUCUACGGCGUACCCUUUCAAAAACUAUGCAAAACCCCAUCAUCAAUUGCCAACCGCGAUGGAACAUUUAUUCACAUAGAACAACACGCAAACUCUCGCGAUAACCUGGACAUUUGGAUCAAGGCCCUUCAAAUCGCCUUCAAAACAAUAAAGAUAAGGAUUCAUGAUGAACUUGCA